Molecule: messenger RNA, 2217 nt
Organism: Oryza sativa Japonica Group (Japanese rice)
Lineage: Eukaryota; Viridiplantae; Streptophyta; Magnoliopsida; Poales; Poaceae
Product: bHLH transcription factor RHL1
Biological process (GO): regulation of transcription by RNA polymerase II
Cellular component (GO): nucleus
Molecular function (GO): RNA polymerase II cis-regulatory region sequence-specific DNA binding; DNA-binding transcription factor activity, RNA polymerase II-specific; protein dimerization activity
Source: RefSeq, a predicted model, not a curated record
AUCAGCCACACAUAAUUUCUUGCUUUGCUUUCUCUCUGAUCACCGAGUUGAGAGCGAAGUAAAAUGGUUGAUUAGUCGCAACCAUGUCACUGCUCAGAAGCUCAUCCAUUCCAUCCAUAUAUACAUCCUACUACCUCUCCUACUGAUGGAUGGAUUAGUAAAAUCAUCAAUAGGCCGCCCCCGUUAUAAAUAGCCGGCGACACCAACUCCGUGCAGCUCUCUCUUCUAUCUACCCUCUCGCCACCGUCCUUGUCUUCUCCCGGGUUUCUCCUAACCCUAGCUGAUUCGAGGAAACCCUAGCGAGAGAUGCAGCCGACGACGCGGGAAAUGCAAGCCAUGGCUGCGGCGGCGGCGGCGGGCCAGAUCUCCCUGGACGACCUCCGCAACGGCGGCGGGGUCGCCGCCAAUGCCGGCGGCGGCGGCGGCGUCCACGACGACUUCCUCGACCAGAUGCUCAGCAGCCUGCCGCCCUCGGCGUGGCCCGACCUCGCCGCCGGGAAGGCGGCCGAGGACGACGCCGAGGGGAUGCAUCACCACCACCACCAGCAGCAGCAGCAGUUUGGUGGGCCGUACGACGAGUCGGCGAUGCUGGCGUCGCGGCUCCGGCAGCACCAGAUCAGCGGCGGCGGAGGAGGAGGCGGCGGUGGCGCGGCCGCCGUGAAGCAGAUGGUGCUGCAGCAGCUCGCCGAUCUGAGGCAGGGGCACCACAUGAUGCUCCAGGGCUUGGGGGGACGGUCGCCGGCGGGGGGCGGCGGCGGCGGCGGCGACGGGGGCCUUCUCCUCCCGCUCACCCUCGGCAGCGGCGGAUCGGGCGGCGACGUGCAGGCGUUGCUCAAGGCCGCCGCGGCCAAUUCCGCCGGAGGAGGAGACGCCGGCGGCGUCUACGGCGGCGGAUUCGCCGGCUCGCUCCAUCAACAGCAGCAACAUUUCCAGCCACAUCCACAGACGGCGCCGACGAUUCCGACGCAGAGCUUCGGCGGCGGCGGCGGCGGAGGAGGAGGAGGAACCGCGUCAGGCGGCGGGGCGGCGCAGCCUCAGGCCGGCGCGGCUGGAGGAGGCGCGCCGGCGCCGCCGCGGCAGCGGGUGCGGGCACGGCGAGGCCAGGCCACCGACCCCCACAGCAUCGCCGAGCGGCUUCGGAGGGAGAGGAUCGCCGAGAGGAUGAAGGCACUGCAAGAACUGGUUCCCAACGCCAACAAGUUGAUGCAGACGGACAAGGCUUCCAUGCUGGACGAGAUCAUCGACUACGUCAAGUUCCUACAACUCCAAGUCAAGGUUUUGAGCAUGAGCCGGUUAGGUGGCGCCGCAGCCGUCGCGCCGCUCGUGGCCGACAUGUCCUCGGAGGGGCGAGGCGGCGGCGCGGCGAACGGCGGAGCACCGGCGGCGGCGGGGAGCGAUAGCCUGACGGUGACGGAGCAGCAGGUGGCCAAGCUGAUGGAGGAGGACAUGGGCACCGCCAUGCAGUACCUGCAGGGGAAGGGCCUCUGCCUCAUGCCGAUCUCCCUCGCGUCCGCCAUCUCCUCGGCGACGUGCCAUCUCCGGCCGCCGGUGGUCGCCGCCGCGCAGCAGUUCCCGGCCGGGCUCGGCGCCGCCGCUGCCGCCGCGCACCACCACCAACUGAGCGCGGCGGCGGCGGCGGCGGCCAUGCGCGGACACCUGCCCGGCCUGAACGCCGACGGCUCCGUGCCGGCCUCGCCGAGCAUGUCGGUGCUCACGGCGCAGUCGGCCAUGGCCAACGGCGGCGGGGGCGCCGCCGACGGCGAGGGGUCGCAGCUCAAGGACGCCGCCUCCGUCUCCAAGCCGUGAACCGGUGGCCGCCGCCGUCUCUAACUAACGGCGAAACCCUCGACGGCGUCGGAGUCAACGGAGUCAGCGGAUGGUCUCGCUGCUACUUCGCUCGCUUCCACGGCCCACAUCUGCAGGGAAACGGGUGGGCUCCCACGGGUGGGCCCACGCACUCUCCUGAGGGCCCACGGGCCUAUGGCCCACCCGCGGCUGCAGCGAGCGACGGGGGCUCCUCCUUUUGUUUUUCUUUUUCUUUUCUAUUUCUUCUUAGUGUUACCAUUAUUUCCUAUCUUUCUUUCUGUUAAAUAUUUAUUUAGCUUGUUGUUUAAUUUAAGUACAUAGUAAUCCAGGUCUGGUUCUUCUGGCUUUGUACCAGCUUUAGCCUUUCUUUCCUCUCCAUCUGCAUCAACUUUUCCUCUCUCCUUUCCCUUU